Synchiropus splendidus (mandarinfish) is the source of this 9339-nucleotide messenger RNA. RefSeq names its product kelch domain containing 8A (gene klhdc8a). The record is from RefSeq and is a predicted model, not a curated record. Lineage: Eukaryota; Metazoa; Chordata; Actinopteri; Syngnathiformes; Callionymidae. The transcript is spliced from 7 exons. Gene Ontology annotation, molecular function: protein binding. Bases 605 to 1759 code for a protein of 384 amino acids.
GUUCUGUAAUUCAGUAUCAGGUCGUAUAAUCCAUCUAUCAUGAAGCAGCUCUUAUGUAACAAUGAACGUUGUUUCUUUAAACGCCCCUCAGAAACAUCAGACAUGAUCCAGUGUGUAGUGUGAAGGUAGACCAUGUAGUUUAACACAGAGACGGAGCUGUGUCGCUCGCCAACAGUCGGAGCUGCAGAGAUCCACUCUUCAUCUGUGACCCACAUAGUGCCGAGACACCAGGCGGAGCUCCGGCGCGUGACUCCGCCGGUGCAGCAGCAGCAGCGGCGGCGGCGGCGGCAGCAGCGCUGAGCGGGGAGACGGCUCCGGCUCCUGCAGCGCCUGGACGCCUCUUCUGCUUCCGAAGCCAUCGCGGCGCACGAGCGGAGGCGGCGGCAGACGGACUGACGACGGCAAAGACCCGGUGUAAGACGCGCUCCCCCACACCUCCAGGGAGAUGAGCUCAGUCUGGCCUCUGACUAAUCCAGCACCGCUGCCACUGACUCGAGCUUCUACCGUCCCAUAGAGCACCGCUUCGUCCCCUGAGGGCUUGUCCUCUCACAGCUACCUCCUCAGAUCAGCCCCCUCCUCUGCUCCUGGAAGACGCUCCGCCAGCAUGGCGGCGCCGGCGGCCCAUGAGUUCCACUGGCAGAGUUUGGCUCGGCUGUCAAGCGGACGGGUCUACCACACCCUGUCUGAGGUGGGGGGGCAGAUGUACAUGCUGGGGGGAUGCGACGCGGCAGGGAGACCCUGCGCCUCCCUGGAUCUCUACUCCCCAGAGGGCGACCGCUGGAUCGCCUUGCCCCCCAUGCCGACCCCUCGCGCUGGGGCUGCCGUGGCCGUGCUGGGGAAGCAGCUCCUGGUGGUGGGCGGUGUGGCAGAGGACCAGAGCCCCACGAAGGUGGUGGAGAUGUACAACACAGAGGAAGGCAGGUGGAGGAAGAGGAGCGCUCUGAGGGAGGCGCUGAUGGGCGUGUCCAUCACUGUCAAAGACAACCGGGCGCUGGCCGUGGGGGGCAUGGGUGGCGACCUGCUCCCUCGGAACAUCCUCCAGCAGUACGACCUACGGAAGGAUGUGUGGGCCCUGCUGCCGCCCAUGCCGACGCCGCGGUACGACGUCAACUCUCACCUGUGGGACAGCAAGCUCUAUGUUGCCGGAGGCCGUCAGUGCAAGCGCCCCCUGAAGGCCUUUGAGAUGUACGACAGCGAGACGCGCUCCUGGACCACGCUGCCCUCGAUGUCCUGCAGGCGCUCGUACGCCGGAGUGAUAUGGGAGCCGUCCGGCCGUCUCUGCCUGCUGGGGGGGCUCCGGCAGGGAGGGGGCCACCAGAGCUCCAAGUUCACCAAGAACGUCAACAUUUUUGACGCCAACCAAGGCGCGUGGGUGAAGUCGGAGGAGACGGUGGCCAUGAAGACCAAGAGAGCUGACUUUGUGGCGGCGUCCCUGAGAGGCUGGACGGUGGUGGCGGGGGGUCUUGGUCACCAGCCCUCUGCACUGGACACUGUGGAGGCCCUGCAUCCUCAGAAGAAGAAGUGGGAGAGGCUGGCGCCCAUGACGUACGCCAGAUGCUCCGCCUCCUCCAUCAUCAUCAGGGACCGACUGCUGGUGGUGGGAGGAGUCAAUCAGGUCAUCCAACACUUUUCCCUCCUUUUUCGUGGGGAGGAAAGCUGUGGGUUUAGGAGGAAGUCAGGCUCUGGAAUGACACCUGGGUUUGGUCAGCACACCUUCACGCCCAUGGCAUUCGGCGUCAGUACAGGACGCAGUAUAUAGUACAGGACUAUUAUUGCGCCUUCACAACUGAGCUAGUGGCUUUAACCGAAGAGAGUGUGGCGUAGGUUUAGCAGUUGCUGUAACCUGGCCUGAUUCCUUGUCACUAUUUCCAAGCUGUUGCUGCUUGUUUACCGGCAGUUUUUUUAGCGUUUAAUGAUUUGAACUGCAGUGUUUUGGUGAUGUAAACAGAUCAUCACCUGCUGGAUUGUUUGUUGCGGCACUGAAGAGUUGUUUAUGACAGAAAUCUGGACUUAGUGGUGAAGCUCUGGUGCCGCGUCUCUCACCGGGGGGAAACACACAUUUAUCCCCAAUAUUUAUUUUAUUUUAAGAGACGCUGGACUUGAUGAGGCCUGAGUCAGAGAGGCGGUCCAGAGGAAGAAGCUCGGGCCGCGGAGCAGACUGGAGUGGAGGGCGCGUCCGUCCCUCUUCGCUCUGUAGGUGCAGGAACAGUGUGUGUCCCAAAAUCACGGCGCUUGUGUUUCAGGAGCAUCAGGAAGCAGCUUCUCUCACUCAGGACGUCCCAAACACGAGAUGAGUGGCGAGUCACAUCAUUCAUGUCGGACCUUCUGCGCUCACCCCCUCAGGUCCCGAGCCCCGCCCACGAGAUUCUGUACGUGAAAGAAGAGGAGUUCCUGUAGCGGCCCCGCACCCGCGCGACACCGGAGGCUCGGCGCUCCCGCUGCAACACUGCCCCCUGCCGACCGUCACCUGCAAGCGCGCGCUCAAGCACAAAGGGAGGCGCUGGCUCUUUCUGACUGAACUGAACUGCACGUUGUCGUGCGUCACUGGGGAACUUUGGUCGCUCACACUCAGCGGAUGCGAACGUAGUUUUAUAAAGUAGACGCGCGUCCCGUGUCCGUCAUUUCACACCGAGCAUGUUUCGGUUCACAGGUAGCGAACCACACCUGCGUCCGUCCCGGACCCCAACAUUGAAACGUCAGGUGUGACGUCGCCACUGAGGCGCAGUGAAGCCGUCAGAUGGAGCGUGAGCGGCUGAGAGAGGGCGCGAGGUGGAGGUCACCGCCUCCCUCAGGUGGUUUCCUUUGAGCAGAGGUGAAGGAAUAAAGGUCUCAGGUGGUGUCACGUGGUAAUGGAUGUGUACUGCGACGAUUUCCCUCGGGUGAAUCACGUUUGUCUGAUGCUGGAGAGAUGAAAAUCAAGUCAGUCGACCCGAGGUGUGACGCAAGUGUUGGCCACUAGGUGGCACUAUUGCAUGGUGUGUGAGAGUGACGAGAAGAACAGAGCAAUGAGCGUCUUCACAUCUGAAUAGUUCGCUCAGUGUCAGUGUUGUUACCUCACCGUUUGAUCGGUACCGUUCUGUGUUCCCUGUCACUAGUGAGGUACCAGCUGUCAAAGGUGGUUGGACUCACUGGGAGAGAAUAAAAAAAACCUUGAAAAUCACAGAGGAUUCAGGUGUGAAGAGUCCGGUUCAUGUGUCCUGACAUGUCCUACCGUACUGGGACAUGGUGGGUGCAGAGGAAGUCGUGACCGGAUGUGCAGCCGUUGCCCCGCCCUCACGCUUGCCUCAGAAGGAUCGCCAUCACGCCACGGUGCAGAUCACGUGGGCUCCUUGUUUCCACAGUGUAAUAGUGUUUGACUAAGGAUGGAGUUAUGAAUCAUAAAUCUCCCGCGAGACGCUGCUGGUUGUGUUUUCAGCACUGUCUCAGGGUGAGUUUGACUUGACUGUCAGGGACCCUCCGUGUGCAGGAGUCCACUCCUGACUCUUCCUGCUCAGGUGUUUUCCAUGGCGGAGUCGGGCCUCUGAGUGUUGAAACUGAGACCGGACUGAAGGCAGCCCGACUCUCUCAGUCUCGGUCUGUGGCCUCAGCACGGUCCUGACCCGGGGCGGCCCUGGUCCAGUCCCGUUUCAGAGCCUCUCGGCCCGGCAUCACUGCAGAAGCUCUCCAGUGUGGAACGUUCCCAUGAAUCCUGCUGUGAGUGAACGUUCCACAACCAGCAUGAAAACCUUACUACGACUCCAAAGUUCUUUCCACGAAAACAUGUUUUCCCCCGAAAUCUCGGCCAUGUUUGGCCUCAUGUAUCGUCCCAGGGAUUUUCCACUGAUCACAUGUCACAUGACACCCAGAAGGAAGAUGUUUGCCUGAGCUUAAACAAACUUGACGGAAGAGCUAAAUAUUAAUGGAACCAGAGUCCUGACGUGGAAGGAUGUGGCUGAUGGUGUUCAGCUGGUGGACAUGUCAGAACGCCGAUGCAACCUGAACCUGUUCAGGCUGAGACCGAAGACUUUGACUGUGUCCCAUCUCUCCCCCGACACUGGGCUCAGUGUGGCGUGUCCCACUCCUCCUCACUGGCCGCUCACCACUUGAUCACAUGACCCCUUCAAACCCAGGCAGCUCCGGAGCUGACUUGAAACCAAGUGGGAAGAUGAAGUGUGGAGAGAUGUCCAGGAGACCAAAGGACUUGAUUUCACAACAGUGUUGGACAGGACAACAGGGACCUGUUAGUAGCCAGGACCACUCUUCCCUGUGUUGACUUCCUCUGGUGUCACACGUCAGCCAGCCAAAUGCUCCACCGUGUCCCAAAACAUGAACAAUACAACAUGGAUGUUCAACAGUAGGUUUGGAUUUCUCCUGAACAAACAACAGUGGGCUAGCAUCCAGGCUAACGUUAGCAUCCUCACACCUCUGACACGUCUGUCACACCAACAUAGGCUCUGCCCAUUUCUUCUCCGCUGGUUCACCAAACCAAGUGAGAUGAUCAGCGCCGAUGCAAGAGGUUGCAGAAACGUUGGAGCUGGCAUUUCCAAAACGUUGUCUCAACACUGGAUAUGCAGGAAACAAAACACAGCACGGCAGCCAAUGACACACCGUCUUUAGUGAGUGGCAGGGCGCCUGCCUCAUCACCACCCAGAACUAAGGCCUCCGACAGAGAGUUCUGUCCUCUAACUGGACGACACACACGAGACAGCCUGGCUCUUCUUCCUCUGAGGAGCGGGACGUGCUGUUAGUCUGGAAGCCCGCCGUGGUCUUCAAGAGUCUUGGUCACCUGGUCACCAGCGCGACACCAGGCACACGACCUGAAAGUGAUCUGUCCCGAGAUGGAGCAGGUCAUUCCCUGGUCAGCUUCCUCUCACCGGAACUGUCGGCGAGUGUUUCGUUUAAUGGCUGAACAUUAGUUACUCUUAAGCCACUGAACACACCACACACAUGCGCACACACACACACGCGCCACACGCAGUUAAUUGGUGAAGACGCUUGUUACUUUUUUUUUUCUUACGUUGACUGGAGUAUCGUCGCAGGUACAGGAGUCCGGGGUCAGAGGUCAGCCACAGCAUUUUCCAUCUGGAGUUCUGAGCAAAGUCAAUGAUUCACCUUCAUGCUUUCAUCCAUCAUAUCCAUGUGUUUUGUGGUUUUCUAUUCCAGUUCUUCCGGUUGGUAUGCCCAGAUCCCAGAUUCAGUUUUGCUGGUAAAUCAUGAAAUAGAAUGUAUGACGGAGGAUUAGGGCCACACACACACACACACACACACACACAAAUAAAAAUACCAUGACGUGAAUAAAGUCAUGACUUGUUAUGUUAUGACUUUAAUCACGUACUACUACUAGGACAUUAUUCUCGUAAUAUUACAGGAUUAAACUUGUAAUAUCGCGACUAUUCGCGUACUAUUACAACGACAUUAAUCUCAUAAUAUCACGACUUUAAUCACGUACUACGACGUACAACAUUACAUUUGUAAUAUUACGACUUUACAACUUUAAUCACGUAAUGUUUUUAUUAUUUUUGUUUUAUGUGUGGCUUUUUUGUGCUGGCGCUUUAAAUGGUGUGUUUCAUUUGAAGGCGCUUCCCUGCGCAGCACUGUCCCCUGCAUGUGCUGCAGGAUGCUAACUUGACAUGUCAGACUGAAAGAAGCUCCACAGCAGACGUGCUGCUGCUGAGUGAGCAGCCAGGAGGGAGGAGCGGACGCAUCACCGCCAGCGGGGCUUCACCAGAGCGCGGCUGUCACACCUGAUCAGGUGUUGUGCUAACAAAGGAAACAGAGCUGACAGUGCUAACAGAGCUAACAGAGCUAACAGAGCGGACAGAGCUGACAGAGCUGACAGAGCUAACAGAGCUGACAGAGCUAACAGUGCUAACAGAGCUGACAGAGCUAACAGAGCUAACAGAGCUGACAGUGCUAACAGAGCUAGCAGAGCUGACAGAGCUAACAGAGCUGACAGAGCUAACAGAGCUAACAGAGCUGACAGUGCUAACAGUGCUAACAGAGCUGACAGAGCUAACAGAGCUAACAGAGCUGACAGUGCUAACAGAGCUAGCAGAGCUGACAGAGCUAACAGAGCUGACAGAGCUAACAGUGCUAACAGAGCUGACAGAGCUAACAGAGCUGACAGAGUUAACAGAGCUGACAGAGCUUAGCCAAAUAAAUGCGGUCCGACAUGUGAAGAGAGAAAGAAUCAUUGUAGGAGGUGUAGGACUCUAGUGACCAGAAACUUGCAAGUUGGUCUCAAAAACAUGUGAGGUAUAUUGGCCUGAUAUCGGCCGAUCGUGAUCGGUGGCCGAUCGAUCACAGCAUCCCUAGUAAUGAUGAUAAUUCCAUCAGUUGUUCCCUGUCCUCUAUCGUCUUUGUCAGGUUGGCCCACAGGGGGCGCUAGCUGCUGUUGCUCCGCCCCUGUGUCUCGCCGGCCGACUUCCCUCUGAUCCUGGGUUUCAUCACUCCAGGUGGAGUCAGAGGUGAAAUCAAGACGUGGAGUCAAAUAUUUAGUUUGUGUAAUCCGUAAGGCGUUGAUCCCUGCAGGACCAGUUUUAAAGAUUACAGAGAUAAACGUCCCGGAUACGUCGCCGUCCGUGUGCGCUGGAAGAUUCCACAGCAGACCAGGGCUGAGAAACAGAGGGGGGAUGUGGUGAGAGCAGGACCUGAAAAGCUGCUUCACAUUGGUUCUGCUGAUGUAGCAGCAACGGACAGAGAGGCGAAGAGAAGAGUGCAGGCAGGGUGGCUCAGCUGGAGAUCCAGGGGGGAAGUGCCCAAAAAUGGAGCAGAGUUCAGCACUGACAGGGCCACAGCGCUGCUCUCACAGCAGUUUAGAAUGAACAUUAUUCCUUCCAGCAGGAUGAAAAGGUGCAGUGAAGGAAAACCUUCACCCCCCAAGAGUCAACACCGUCAGCUGGCCGCGCACCUGGCCUCGCUCCCAGGUGAGACAGAGCUGAGCGACCAGCAGCUUUAGCAGCUUGACGGACACUUGCCCCACAGACAGCGACGCGCUGCCUGCGACAUCAUAACAGCUGUAUCAUGAGGCCUGGACUGAACAAUCCUCUUAGCCUCUGAAUCCUAUUAAGGUCCGACCCGUGAGUUUCCACUCUCCCAGCCUGCAUUCUUCCAUCACAGGAGCCUCCAGCGACUCCUCUCCUGCCAACACCCCUGUGAGAGAAGGUCGAGGAAAUUCAGCCACUUUUGCCCUCAUUCCUGAAGUCACCAGCUGCAGCUCGUAACAAUGUGGACGUAGAGAUGGGACGGGCCAGAACUGAUGGUCCACCAUAUCCCACCAAACCCAACCUCCACGCUGACUCCUCUGCAUCUCACCAUAAAGUGGAUAAACCCAUGACUCACUGGCUGCAUUGGACCUGCACACGUGAACAUGAGGAGACGGUGACGGCGCCGCGCUCUCCAGCUCCGCGGCGUGUGACAGUUGUGGAGAGUGUAGUGGACUGUGGUUCACCACGGUCGUUUGAAAGUGAUGUUGAAUCCAGGGAACCUUUGAUCAUGACACUGGUCGACUCUGAGUCUCUGGAUCCCUGUUUCUUUGAUGAGAUGGAGUGGUCCUCAUAGGUUCUCUGACGCGCUCCUCUGCCUUGGUAAUGUUUCUUCAGCAGCAUCUAGGAACUGUGUCCAGACUGCUCCAUAGUUCAGAGACAUGAGACACAGCAGGCAGACAGACAGACAGACGGCUCCAUUGAAGCCCUAAAUAAAGCUGGCAGAGCAGCCUGUCAGACACCAGCGGCUUCUACCAGAGACCUGAAACAUUGAGUUGCUCAUCUCUGCACUGCAGACUUCACUCUUCUAUUGAUGCUGGAGACAAACUCCACUCCUGAGUUCCAUCAUCCAACAGAGAGACUGUAGUGUCCGACACAUGGAGGAGAAGGAAUCAGACAACAGUAUCUCGAGCAGCAUCAGCAGAGAUUUUCAUUCAUGCUCCACGAGGUCUUCAAUGAGUGACUGUCCUUGUGUCUCCAUGACUGAGGUUUAAACUUCAACAGGAUGGAACGAAUGAAACACAACUUGACUUUAUUGGUUAUCAACAAAUGGAACAUUCAGAGGUUAUUCUUGCUUCCGGGGUCAAAGGUCAGCACAGUGUGGAGCUGGGUCACUGGUCGACAUCAGCGGGUGACCCCCGGGGGCUCUUGACCUUUCUGACCUCGGGGCCCAUUCAAGGAAAAGAACUGAUUCAUUACUGUGGUCACAGAUUUCAGAAUUUGUGAUUUCAUUUGUGUUCAAUAACCAUAUACACGUAAACGAAGCAAAACCUUGUGAAAUGACAUGAAACCUUGUGAUCAGCGCAAAGAUAUUUGUCAUGGAAAAGUCCGACCAGCAGCAGAAGCAGGUGAAAAAAUACAGAUGAUGCAAACAGUUGAGAAAAUUGGAAAAACUGUACAUGAUGAACACAAUUCUGAAUAAAAUAAACAUCUAGAUAUCAUCAGAUAUUUUCUUUUUCAUAAAUAAAGGCAGAUCACAGACAGACAGUCUCUUGGUCGGACUUUAGCGACAGGUCUGAUCUGUGAUGCACAAGUGUUCCACACCUGACUGCGUUUCCUCACAGAAGACCUUCACGUCAUCUCUGUGAAGUUGUGGGUUUAACUUCAUCUACACAUAAGGACCCAACAGCCCUCGAACAUAACCUUUGACCUUUAACCAAGCCACACGGACUAACAUGAUCAGAAAUGAUUCUGCAGUGUGUUCUACUGAAUAAACCUUGAACUCUCACACGUGGUUAUGAACAUUCAUAGCAUCUAUGAAGCCUGAAGAAGGUUCUUGAGUCUUCUGUCGGAGUUGGACUGAAGCGCUGACCCGGCUCUGGGGUGGUGAAAUCAUGAACCAUUCGUGAGCAGAUCCCAUGGAUUCACUCACCUUCUCUCUAUACACUCUAGAUCUAUGCUGACGCGCUGACUCGUCCGUCACUGGCUGCAGGAGAAGAAGUUGGUCAAAUGAGUCACUGCCCCUGGUUUUUAAACCUGACACACCUCUGACGUGACACACACCUUCACCACAGAACCAUGGAGCGAUCCUGGUCGGACCCAUGAGGCCAAAGACUGACAGAGCUAACAGCUGACAGAGCUAACAGAGCUGACAGAGCUAACAGGUCUGACAGAGCUAACAGAGCUAACAGGUCUGACAGAGCUAACAGAGCUGACAGAGCUAACAGUGCUAACAGAGCUGACAGAGCUAACAGUGCUAACAGAGGUAACAGUGCUAACAGAGCUGACAGAGCUAACAGAGCUAACAGAGCUAACGGAGCUAACAGAGCUGACAGAGCUAACAGAGCUGACAGAGUUAACAGAGCUGACAGAGUUAACAGAGCUAACAGAGCUAACAGAGCUGACAGAGCUAACAGUGCUAACAGAGCUAACAGUG